This is a messenger RNA of Cajanus cajan (pigeon pea), 1006 nucleotides long. RefSeq names its product thiosulfate sulfurtransferase 18. The record is from RefSeq and is a predicted model, not a curated record. Gene Ontology annotation, molecular function: catalytic activity. Lineage: Eukaryota; Viridiplantae; Streptophyta; Magnoliopsida; Fabales; Fabaceae.
AUCAAGCAAACACCCACUCAACCUAUCCACACAUAAAUAUGUUGGAAGCUUUACGUUCGCGAACACAACACCUUGUAUCAUAAAACCAUUGCUGGUCCAGAUACAUAAGCUAAGUCUCUCCCACUAUUUUUGCAUUUUCCCUACCCUUUAUAUAUUCACCUCUUUAUUCCUUUUAUUUAGACAACCAAACACAAACAAACUAUAACCCCCAUAUUACCCAACUUCUCUUAGCUAAAGCCACUUCUCGUCAUGGGUUCUAUUGAAAAUGAAAGCUCGGGACCAGAGGUUAUCACCGUUGAUGUAGUAGCAGCCAAGGGUCUUAUCCAGACCAGUCAUGUUUAUCUUGAUGUCAGGACAGUGGAAGAGUUCGAGAAAGGGCAUGUGGAUGCAGAGAAGAUCAUUAACAUUCCCUACAUGUUUAAUACACCACAAGGCAGGGUGAAGAACCCGGAGUUUCUUAAGGAGGUUUCAUCUGCUUGCAAGAAAGAAGAUCGCAUCAUCGUGGGUUGUCAAAGUGGAGUUAGAUCUCUUUAUGCAACUGCUGAUCUUCUGACCGAAGGUUUUAAGGAUGUGAGCAACAUGGGAGGAGGUUAUCUGGAUUGGGUUAAAAACGAGUUUCCAGUGAAAGCACGUUUGGAAUUGGUUAAAAACGAACUUCCAGUGAAAGCACCUUCAGAUUUGGUUAAAACUGAAUUGCCAGUGAAAGCACCUUUGGAGUUGGUUAAAAAUGAAUUUCCGGUGAAAGCACCUUUAGUUGGUUAGAAAUUAAAAAUUGAAUUUCCAAUGAAUUUCCCGUGAAGUUAAAGCACCUUUAGCCAAAUUUAAAAAGGAGCUCUAUGAUCCUUUUUAAAUUUCAGCUUUGUACUAUUACCUUAUCUUUUCUAUUUACUACUUUCAGCUUGUUCAUUAAGAAGGUAAUUAAGGAAAACAAUGUCUGUACUUACAUCUACUUAAUUCAAGUAAUGCAUAAGGGUUACUUGGUAAAGCCAUUCAGAAUCUUUGUUAA